AUGGCGACCCUGGAUAUUAACGAAAGCUCAAUCCCAUUUCUGAGGGGUAAAGUCGCUUUAAUAACAGGCGGCUCUUCCGGGAUUGGGCUUUCGACGGCUGCGAUUCUAGCUAGAAAGGGCGCUGAAGUACAUAUCCUGGACCUUAACGAAACUGUCGAUGCCCUGCCCCGCGGUAACAUUCACUUCCAUAGAUGCGACGCGACCAAAUGGGAACAGCUUCGCGAUAUUUUCAACCAAAUACCCCGAGUCGACUUUGCGUUCGCCAAUGCAGGGACUUCUGAAGAGACUGAUUAUUUCGCUGACACGUUCGAUGAUAAUGGCAAUUUACUAGAGCCGGCCUAUGCUGUUCUCGAUAUCAACUUCCGAGCAGUAGCAAAUCUGGUAAAGCUGGCGUGGGCUUCGAUGCGCAAGAAUAACAUUCACGGCAGCAUAGUCAUCACGACUAGUGCGACGGCAUACGCACCCGAGCAGUCAUUGCCUGUAUUCGCAGGCACUAAACUUGCUCUAGUAGGAAUGAUCAGAGCUUUGCGAUCUGUCGUUGUAAAGGAUGGCAUCACGAUCAAUGGGGUAGCGCCUGCUGCCACGCUCACGAGAUUGCUUCCCGAGCAUCUAGCAGCGCCUAUUAUAGCAAUGGGACUGCCAGUUAGCACUUCCGACUUCGUCGGUCUUGCAUUGGUCCAUUCCGCCACCGCUCAACAGCGUAGGCGCGUUGAAGUGUACGGAAAGGAGAUGGAGAAAGAAGUCUGGACUGAAGAGAGGUGGAAUGGUAGAGUUAUUUUGACACUUGGGGAAACUUACACUGAGAUAGAGGAGCCUCUUGCAGACCUACGACCGUUCUGGUUUGGCCAGGAAAACCUGCGCUUGACGCGGCUACAGCAGGCCGCGACGGACUUCCGUUCAACAGAGCAGCAGAAAUGA
This is a messenger RNA of Xylaria bambusicola, 918 nucleotides long. RefSeq names its product short chain dehydrogenase reductase. The coding region runs from base 1 to 918 and encodes 305 amino acids. The record is from RefSeq and is a predicted model, not a curated record. Lineage: Eukaryota; Fungi; Ascomycota; Sordariomycetes; Xylariales; Xylariaceae. The transcript has 3 exons.